GGAGUCAUUUUCAAGUGUUGUCGUAUUAGAUUCCUCAUAUGCUAUAAGUAGGUGGAUAAGAUAACACCCUCAUUGCUCAAAAAGAAAACCAAGUAACUCGGGAAAUAUUGAAUAUGGCUAUUCACAAAGUUAGUUACCUUGCUCUCCUACUUCUAUUUGGAAUGAUUCUGCUUGUGAGCAUUGUCGAACAUGCAGAUGCCAAGAUUUGCACGAGAGAAUGCAAUCUGAGCAUUGCAUACGGGAUUUGCCCACGUGCUGGAAUAAGCGACAAAAUUGAUCUUAGUCAAAUGUGCAUUAAUUGUUGUUCAGGGAAAAAGGGAUGUAACUACUAUAGAUCAGACGGAACUUUUAUUUGUGAAGGAGAGUCAGUGUAUGUAAGUGAGGUGGUGAAUCGUUCAGGAAAGCCUUGUACUUUGAAUUGUGACCCUAGAAUUGCCUAUGGGAUUUGCCCAUAUUCACAAAGUAAAAGGAUUAAUCUUGAUCGCAUAUGCACCAAUUGUUGCGCAGGAAAAAAGGGAUGUAACUAUUUCAGUGCUGAUGGAACUUUUAUUUGUGAAGGAGAGUCAGUAUAUGUAAGUGAGGUGGUGAAUCAUCCAGGAAAGCCUUGUACUUUGAAUUGUGACCCUAGAAUUGCCUAUGGGAUUUGCCCAUAUUCACAAAGUAAAAGGAUUAAUCUUGAUCGCAUAUGCACCAAUUGUUGCGCAGGAAAAAAGGGAUGUAACUAUUUCAGUGCUGAUGGAACUUUUAUUUGUGAAGGAGAGUCAGUAUAUGUAAGUGAGGUGGUGAGUCAUCCAGGAAAGCCUUGUACUUCGAAUUGUGACCCUAGAAUUGCCUAUGAGAUUUGCCCAUAUUCACAAAGUAAAAGGAUUAAUCUUGAUCGCAUAUGCACCAAUUGCUGCGCAGGAAAAAAGGGAUGUAACUAUUUCAGUGCUGAUGGAACUUUCAUUUGCGAAGGAGAGUCUGAAUAUGUAAGUGAGGUGGAGAAUGAUCUCUAAAAAUACAAGGUUGCUGUUUCCUAAUCAGUAAUCUCCAUGUACUCUAUGUAUGAAAUAAAGACAUGACUAUAAAUAUGCUAUGUCAUGCAUGUAAUCUGUAAUAUGGCUCAGUGGUUCUAUCCACAGCAUGUGCUAAUUAUCAAUGUGUUUAAUAAUGGAUGUAGUACUAGUUUGUUCCU
This is a messenger RNA of Lycium ferocissimum, 1174 nucleotides long. RefSeq names its product wound-induced proteinase inhibitor 2-like. NCBI's taxonomy places the organism in Eukaryota, Viridiplantae, Streptophyta, Magnoliopsida, Solanales, Solanaceae. The transcript has 2 exons. Gene Ontology annotation, molecular function: serine-type endopeptidase inhibitor activity. The record is from RefSeq and is a predicted model, not a curated record. The coding region runs from base 114 to 995 and encodes 293 amino acids.